This is a messenger RNA of Brienomyrus brachyistius, 1550 nucleotides long. Its product is annotated as leucine-rich repeat-containing protein 19-like. Bases 172 to 1155 code for a protein of 327 amino acids. Gene Ontology annotation, molecular function: protein binding. The transcript has 5 exons. NCBI's taxonomy places the organism in Eukaryota, Metazoa, Chordata, Actinopteri, Osteoglossiformes, Mormyridae. The record is from RefSeq and is a predicted model, not a curated record.
UGUUGCCCCAUCGGUCUCGUGAUCGCACCCUAUGCUUGCUCUGCUAGAAGCUUUUCCUUCAGGAUCGGUCCCAGUCCCCGUCUCGCCGCUUUAAAGAAGGACUGCUGGACCUUGACACGACCCUCAGCACAGCCCCUCUUUUCUCCGCUCCAAGUGCAAAUUCAGAGCAUCAUGAGACUCUUCAGAUGUAAGCUCUGUGCCUUUCUGUACUUCUGGGCAACAGUUACCAGCAGAGAGAUACAGACUCCUGGUCCCUGUGAUGUCAAAGCUAGAGAGGCAUCUGUUAACUGCAGUAACAGAGAGCUCACAGAGGUCCCCACACAGAUCUGGAACAACGUGAUCAUAUUGGAUCUCUCACAAAACCACUUGAACCUGACCAAUCCCAAGAACCUGAGAGCACUGGGACGUUUUCACCAUUUGCUUCUGCUCAAUCUUUCGGGAAACUAUCUCCCUGUACUGGAAAAAGACACAUUAGCUGGCUUCUCUCAGCUUCUUGUCCUCGACCUCAGCGGGUGCCAGCUGACUGACAUCAAGCCAGGUGCUCUGCAGGGUUUUCCCAGGCUGAAAAGACUGCUUCUGGGAAACAACAGAGUGCAAGACAAAAGUCAGCAGAGAGUCCCAUCCAAUUGGCUAAAGGGAGUACACAGUGUUCUGGCAUCCAGAAAUAUAUCUGAAGGGCCAAUGGAUGAAGGAUUAAUGGAAAGAAUUCAAAGGAAAUUAACAGAAGGACGCGUGAGCAGUUACAAUGGCUCAUUAAAUGUAUCUUCUACAGGCCCUUCUGCAGAAUCCCAGCAGACCAGUGGCUGGCCUUACCUGGUGGCUGCCAUGGGAACGAUUGUGGCCAUCUCUGUUCUCAUCAUACUGCUGGUCAAGUGCAAGCUCUUCCAGCAGUACCUGGCCAGCUACCAGCAUGCCCUGCUCUCAGAGGUGGAUACGGCCAGCCAUUGCGACCGUGCUUCUUUGGAUGUAGGUUUCUCAGGGCAAGGCAUGGCCAGCCGAGGCUCCGGUCCAGGCCUCCCCAGCGAGCUUGAUGACGAUGACGGCUUCAUCGAAGAUAAUUACAUCCAGGCCAGUGAGAGAGAGAGGGCAGAGCGGGAGGCAAUCGAGGUUGAGGAUGAAUUUGAAGAUGAUGACAUUCAGUUCUCCAUCAGCUAAAGAGACAGCUGGGCUACUUGUUAUUUUCAUGAUUAUUAUUUGCAGUUACAGUUUACUGUAACAAUAUUAUACCCAUUGACACUCCACUCACAAGGCAUUACUGCUUGACAAAUGACAGACACUGACUACACAGACUGCACAUUGGACCAAUAGAGCUCUGCUUAGCCUCCACUGAAUGAAGUCGAAAUUAUGCCUGAAUAAUAGAAAUAAACAUAACGUCCGUUUGACGAACUCCAAAUUAAAGUGUACCAAUGCAGUGUGUAAAUGUUUUAUAUGAAUUUAACCUUUUUGUAUUUCUAAAUUAAAUUGCAGAUUGUGUCACUGUUACUUUAAAAUACCCACCUAUAUUUUUCACGUUACAAAAUGUAAAAAUCAAUAAAAACUCCACACCUAGA